Molecule: messenger RNA, 2428 nt
Organism: Sebastes umbrosus (honeycomb rockfish)
Lineage: Eukaryota; Metazoa; Chordata; Actinopteri; Perciformes; Sebastidae
Product: gastrula zinc finger protein XlCGF57.1
Exons: 3
Coding region: 193-1992 (599 amino acids)
Cellular component (GO): nucleus
Source: RefSeq, a predicted model, not a curated record
CCUGGACAACAUUAAUGUGAGCUGUGAGCUGAUUGGCUAUAACAACAGGAAGUGAGCUGCUCACCCUGUGUUAUUAUCACUACUAAUGUAGACAGUUAACGGGACUAAACGUUAAAUAUUUAGAAGCAGCUUCUGCUAAAUCGCGUAAUUUUCCCCGCACACACUAAAGACACUAAUGGUGACAACAUAAAGAUGAAAUCUGCAAAGAAGAAGUCUUCACUGAACAAAGCUAAGAGAGGAGAGAAGCAACAGGAUGCUGUCAGUGUUAAAACAGAGCUGGAGCUGGAGGGUGGAGUGAACACUAAUGGAGGUGGUCUUAACAUCCAGAUUAAAGAGGAACCACUUUCACAGGAGAUCAGUGAGGAGCACAAUGGAGACACUAAGCCUGACACAUCAGAGACAUCCAGGUCAGAUGUUCACCAUCAACAGGAAGGCAUAAAGGACGAGUGUGACUCUGACCUUCAGCCACAAGAUGAUGAAUGCACUGGAGCUGCUGUCAAGGAGGAGUCUGAGUCGUGGAUUAAAGAAGAGAGAGACAAAGAGGAGGAGGAGGCAACAACAGGCAACAUCCAGGAGGAUAAUGAAGAGGGAGAGGAGGUCUGCACAGAGUCAUCGUCUGACUUCUAUCCAUGUCCUCACUGCACUGUCUCCUUUACUGAUUUGGACUUCUUGGAGAAGCAUGUCAAGUGGGUCCAUCAGAAACAGUAUCUCGCCGAGCUGAAGAAAUGCCUCUCGAGCCGCACACUAAACCUCAUCCCCAAACACACCUGCACUUCCUGCAGCAGCACCUUUAACUCUAAAGUACACCUUAGGGUCCAUGUACGUGAAGCCCACCCUGCUCCCCCUCCUCGCAGGCUUCACCCCUGUCCAACUUGUGCACGCAGCUUCCAGUACCUGAAGAAUUUGAAGAAUCACUGUCAGCGCUGGCACAGCAUGUCCGUGGUCACCAGAGGAGGGCAUCUCAGCUGCGCCGACUGCGGGAAGAGUUUCAAAGCUACCUGGGGUCAAGGGCCUCAUUUGUGUCAUGAACCGCACAACACCGAAUCUGAGGAUAAGCCAAUCUGUCUGGACGUCGGUGUGCAGUGUCCAGAAUGUGGCAAGAAGAUGGGCACACCUCAAAGCCUGGAGGAUCACAUGCGCACCCACACAGGCGACCGGCCGUUUGUCUGCAAGGAUUGUGGCAGGAGGUUUGUGGAGCGCAGCGGUUGGCGGCAGCACAUGAAAAUACACACGGGGGACAAGCCGUAUAAAUGCCAGGUGUGCGGGAAGGCCUUUUUAAGAUCGCACCAUCUCAAGUGCCACUUAACCACACACUCCGGCAAGAAGGAAUAUUCUUGCUCUGAAUGUGGAAAGGAGUUUGGAUUCAAGUCAAGUCUGGUUCUCCACCUGAAGACGCACUCCAGUGAGAAACCCUUCCACUGCAGUGUGUGCGGGAAGAACUUUAACACCCAGAAGAACCUGAGGGUUCACACCAAACUCCACACCAAAGAGAAAGCUCACCAGUGCGGGGACUGUGGGCUGAAGAUCGGAGACCUCGGGGCUUUGAAAAUACACCUACGGACACACACCGGAGAAAGGCCUUACCACUGCACGGUCUGCGGCAGUAGGUUCAUUCGCCUUGCACAUCUGCGAAACCACCAACGCACCCACACUGGUGAGAGACCCUACAAGUGCACCGAAUGCGACAAGAGUUUCACUCAAUCGGGCGACCUGGUGAAGCAUAAGAGGAUACACUCUGGGGAGAAGCCCUUUGAAUGCCCAGAGUGCCACAAUCGUUUCACCUCCUCUGGCGAUUUGGGCAAGCACAGGAGGAGUCACACUAACCUGCGUCCCUACACAUGUCAAGAAUGUGAGAAAAGCUUUCGCUUGUCAGGCCAUUUGAAGACUCACAUGUUAACUCACACAGGGGAGAAGCCUUAUUCCUGCCCCAACUGCCUCCGCAGGUUUGCUCGCUCUCACCAUCUUUCUGGGCAUGUGGCUAAAUGUCGCUGAGCUUUCAUGAGAGGACUGUAAAUAAGCUAGGCUGAUUUGAAGUGGUAACUAUGGGAGCUGACUCCAGUCUUCUACUAGGUUUUUUUUAAGGAGUGUGUUGAAGUCAAAACUCACAGCUGUAUAUGAUUAUUUAUACAAACUUUCUCUAACCCUCUUGACUCCGAUGACUGUUUUAAUUUAUAAUGAAAACUGAAUUGAACACAUGACUCAUGUUUGUUAUCGCAUGGAGCGUUUUUUUAAAAACACUAUCCCAGGCCUUGUACGAUUUUUGUGCAGGGUAGACCUAAACUGUUUUUUGCAAGACACUAUUAUAAUGGAGGCUUGAGGACAUGGUAUGAGGCAGUGGGACAUGCAGAUCAUGUUUUUUUUUCUCCACAGAAUGGAUCACUGCUGUAUGAUUUUCAAACUGUAAUAAAUUAUUUGAUGAAAGCAUGAA